UGCCGCAAGAGGACGUCCCUGCACAGACGAUCCUGCUGCUGCUCUUGCCCUGGUUUAUGUUACUGAUGGGAGGACUAUUUGGAUGCCGGCGAUGGGAUGCUGAUCUGCAUGAAACGGAGAAAGAAGAGAGGUCCCAACCCGCCCAGGAAGGCCUGCCGGGGGCCUGAGAAAACAGUCCCCGCCGCCAGCAAUGCCUCGGACAUACAGCACGAUCCAGAGCUAACCAGGGAGGCUUGCUCCCUCACGCCACACAGCAGCCAUGCGCCCCCGAGCCCUCCACCGUCACCUGAGACCACCAGGCCCUCCCGCCCAGGCUCCUUCCCGUUUCACUGGAUGUGGGAACAUGUCUCCGUCAAAGGCCAGGCCAUGUACCAAGGGGCACCCCCCGAGAAGGCCAAGAAGAAGAAGUCCCCCCUGGCCUCCUCCAGCUCCGUCCGUGAGCCCCCCUGCGCGCCCCAGUCCAGCCCCGGAGCCACCGCUGCGAAAGAGACACGGUGCUUGGAAGGAGCCCGGCCCUCAGCCGGCGGCAGCCGCCCCUGUUGCUCGAGCCUAGCUCCCAGGGGCUCUCUCCUGUCGCUCUGCUGGACCAUGGAGGCCCGGUCCGAGGCCCGGAAGCGCCAGCUGCGCCAGGAGCGCAAGCGCUGGCUGCACCUCACGCAGCAGCUCCUCAGCCUGGAGCAGCGCUGCCCCAAGCAGGAGAAGUGCCUCCCUGGCAAGCAGCUGGAGGAGAGGCUCCGCGCGGAGAUGCUGUGCCUGGCCGCCGCGCCCGAGGAGCCCUGUCCCCAGGCGGAGAGGAGGGGAGCCAAGGCCGGGGCCCGGCCCGGGCAGGAGGGGCUGACGUUCCAGCCUGCCAUCAACCGGAGGAUCCCCGACUUCAAGAACCUACAGAGGCGCUUCCAAGAGCAGCUGGAGCGCAAGAAAGACCAAGCAAAGGUGACCGUCUGCAAGCCUUUCCGCCUUCACUCGGCCAGCGGCUCCCAGCCGCUCUCUGGAGAGGAGGACAAGGGGUGCCAGGAGGACCCCUUUUGCGAGGUCUGGAGGGUUCGCUGGCGGGCUCGGUCGUGCCCAGACUUUGGCCUUCCAACUGUUCCUCCCGUGAUGCCCACCAAAGCCUCCGACAAGCGGCAGGAAGCCAACAGGGUAACAUCUGUCGAGCUGGGAGAGGCGACGGCUGCGCAGCGUCUUUGGGCCGGUCGUCCCGUCCCUCGCGCAUCUGCCACGCUCAAGGCUCCUGCGCGGCUCUUUCCUGCCAGGUUGCUCCUGCUGGAGUGGGAGCGGCGGGAGCGGCAGGAGAAGCGGCGAGCCGAGCUGCGCCGGGACAAGGAGCAGCGAGUGCAGCGCCAAGUGGCCAAGUGCCUGGCCGCUUACCGGACGCCGGGCCAGCCCAGCGCAGCGUUCCAGAGAAGGCGGGAGGAGCUCAGGAGGCUGGAGAGGCAGCGGAUGGAGGAAUACUCACUGCAGCUUCAGAAGAUGCACAACCGUGUGGAAAACAGGCCUUACCUCUUCGAAAGAGUCAUGCAGGAGAACGCCCGCCAGGCCGUGCAGCGGCGCUUCUCCCAGGUCCUGGCUGCGCUGGGCAUCAGUGAAGAGAUGCUGUGGAAGCAGGCGGUGCGGCCCUCUAGCGGGAGGUCUUCGGCCAGGAGCACGCAUAAGAGGACAAAGUCUCCGGAAAGCCUCCAAGAACAGAGCUGAGGCUGAAGCACGGCCAAGAGGGGAUCCAGCAGCCGGACUUGCACCUCCUGGACCUGUAGCCACGAAGCACCUGGAAAUAAAGCUACCUUUGUGUGGGGGGGAGAGACUCCCCCUCGGUCUCA
Molecule: messenger RNA, 1814 nt
Organism: Varanus komodoensis (Komodo dragon)
Lineage: Eukaryota; Metazoa; Chordata; Lepidosauria; Squamata; Varanidae
Gene: TSGA10IP
Product: testis specific 10 interacting protein
Exons: 8
Coding region: 97-1692 (531 amino acids)
Biological process (GO): cilium organization
Cellular component (GO): cilium; ciliary basal body; photoreceptor connecting cilium
Source: RefSeq, a predicted model, not a curated record